Molecule: messenger RNA, 1832 nt
Organism: Suillus subalutaceus
Lineage: Eukaryota; Fungi; Basidiomycota; Agaricomycetes; Boletales; Suillaceae
Exons: 4
Coding region: 54-1475 (473 amino acids)
Source: RefSeq, a predicted model, not a curated record
CCCUCUGUUAUGCAUAUAAUGGGCAAGUAUCAUGUACAGUUUCUAAUCGCAUCAUGUCUGACGACGACACCUUCAGGAAUUCGGAUCCGUUUGACAAGGGCUCAUCCAUUCGGAGGCUCGUCAUUUUUGGGUCCGUUUUCUCCAUUCUUGUUGGCCUUGGCUUUAUCGUUGGUGGUGUUUACAUGUGGAUCUUCACGUUAUCGAAUCAGAGCCACGUUCAUGGUCUACUGUACUUCAAGUGCCAUGUGCCCUCUGAGGUACCCAGCCUAGCACUGAAUCUGAUUGUUACUGUAUGCACCGAGUGUGCUGGGGUAGUGCACUCCAGGACCUUGCGAUUCGCACUAUUUCAAGAACGCCGUGCCACGUACAACUCGAAUCUGCGUCUUCUGACCGGAUCCGACGAAAAGGCAAUGAACUCCGCCACCAUCAACGGGCUAAUGGCGCUCUUGCUUAUCAUUUCCUACUCGUCCAGCUCUUUCCUCUUUCGAGACUUGGGUCAGUACAUCUGGUCUGUCGAGGCAUGUGGGGUAAUGGCGAUUCCGGCCAUCGUCCUCGGCAUGUCCAUUUUUCUCCAGACAUGCAUCUCACUCUCUGCACUACGGAAUAUAGAGAUCCCGACAUGGAGCACUUCCCCUUUCGAUACCAUACCGGCGCUUCGCCUUAUCCAUCGUCCUCAAUGUUUGAAGAAACAUUACCUCUUUGCAGACACCUGCACAUGUGUUGGCACGCCUCCAGAUACAACAAAACCCAAACACCCCCAGCCAUCUGCAUGGAAUACUCGCAAAGGGGUGAGAAGGGCUAUUUAUUUUUUGUGGGGAUUAGCCAUCAUAUGUAUGUUCUGGGGCCUCUGGGUUUAUCUUAUUCUCCCAGACGGUCCCAGUCGUUCAUGGGCGUUCUUCCCUGGCCCGGAUAAUUACGGGGAAGACGCCAUUCCCGGUGACUACUGGUGGACUCAACAAGGAAUUUCGUUUGCAACAUGGCUCUCACUGUACGCACUCAUGGUGAUUACUCAAGGGAGCCUCACUCUUGGGCUCCACUGCGUAGAGCUUGUUGCAGGUGUAGUGCGAGAUGAGACAAUAUGGAGAGGAGGAAAAGAUGGAUCGAACAGCGGAAUCAAUUCUUCUUGGUUUCGUGCGUUUAUGCUACGCAACUGGCUGCACAUUGUGCUGUUCUGUACCAAGCCAGUUUUGCAUUGGUUAUUUGGUCUCGCCGUUGAGAUAUACAUCUACGAAGCCGUCACCACCACAAAUGUGUUAGAUGGAUACACUGCUGGAAUUGACUUCUACUCCGCCCAGAUAUUCUAUUUAGGGUUCUGUCUCUUUAUCGUUGCCAUUACCUUCACAUUAGCAGCUUGUCACCAUCCGAAGGGAGCUCAGCUAGCUACAUACGGACACAUUAAGACACUCCUGGACCUGGAUAACCGGCAGGAGGCACAGUCUUGUGGUCAUACGGAUGGUGGUUCAUGUCAUCAAUGAUUCAGGGAUGAGCAGGGAACCAAUUCGGGCAGGAAAUGGUUUGCUAGACGCAAACGCACAUGUAAUGGACCUUGGUUCUGUACGCCCCGUCUGUACGCCCCGUUGUAAGCAUGGCUUACCACAUGUGAUUCAGUAUGCUACUCGUUGAUUGGACAUGCCGGACUGUUGCAGUUGUCUUGAUUCAUUUAUACUUGCUGUUACUGUUGUAUCUUUGCCUUACGUUGAAUCUAACUCUCAUACAUAUUCUGUCAAUAGUCUUUAGUUGAUCUCCCAACUUCAUGACUAACGUUGGAGUGGCCUCAACCACUCUAUGGGACAGAUAGAAAGAUGUGCUCCUCUAUGGUACUACACCUGGGC